UGAGUCUGCAAGAGAAGUGGGUCUUGUCUGCGACUUGGAGAAUCGGCUUGCCUUUCCUGGGCCAGGCUCGGGCAAGCAGAUGCUUUUGGCUGGAGGUCGAGGGCGGCUGGAUCUCAAAGAGAUGCAUUAGUGACGGGAGAGGGAUAUAUAGAGUUUUAUUAUUAUGGACUGCCUUCUGCUAUCCAGAUGACCGAGAGCUGGAAUUUGAGCUUCCUCUGAUCUGAGCCUUGACAUUCAGACAACUUUCUUCACCAUGUUUGGCUCCUCCCGAGGAGGUGUGAGGGGUGGGCAAGACCAGUUCAACUGGGAGGACGUGAAGACGGAUAAGCAAAGGGAAAACUACCUGGGAAACUCCCUGAUGGCUCCGGUGGGCCGCUGGCAAAAGGGGAAGGACCUCACGUGGUACGCCAAGGAGAAGAAAGGAAGUGCGGCCCUCUCCCGGGCGGAAGAACUGGCCGCUGUCCGGCAGGCUGAAGAGGAGGCCAUGAUGGCAGCUUUGGGCUACAAGAAUAUAAAGAAGCAGCCGACCGGGCUGAGCAAAGAGGAUCUCGCGGAGGUCUGCAAACGUGACGAAGCCGAGCGGGAUGAGAAAGGCGUGGAUCGAGUGUUGGGCCUGGGGAGCUCAAGAAGCGCUGGGAGCCGGAUGAUGUUUUCCAAAGAAGACAAGGAAGCUGCUAAGCUGGGGCUUUCAGUCUUUACACAUCACCGAACAGCCAACAGUCCAGAGGUUUCUGCUCCUAAAAGAAAACCAGAGAAGGUAGAAGAAGCAGAAGCAAUACAGCCAGAGGCCACCAAGAGAGCCAAAAAGAAGGAGAAGAAAAAGAAGAAGAAACAUAAGAAAGAGAAGAAAAAGGAAAAACGCCAUAAAAAGAGAACUGCUUCGUCUUCUGCUUCCUCUUCCCCAGACAAUAGAGAAAGAAAAUCACGGCCUGCCUCCCCUCCUGUGCGCCAUCCAUCAUCCGCCCAGCAGGCUGGAGCCAACCGCCCUGACAGCCAUUCAUCACCCUCCCAAGAAGAACAGAAACUUCCCAGCAGGUGGCGCCACAGCCCGGCCUCUCCUGGCCGUGUCAAGGAAGGCACCCCCUGCGGCAGGCCAUCGGCAAGGACGCAUUCUCCCAAGCUAGGCGGGAAGGAACGGCAGAGUUUGAGCGACAGCCUGUCCCUGUCUCCCAGAAGCAGGGGUUCAGGGGGGCCGAAAAGGAGGAGAAGCAAGUCCCCCCCAGUAUACAGAGCGAAGAGGAGGCAUGAUACGGACUCUGAUGAUUAAAUAUUCGCUGGAAACUGAGGCUGUGGCUAUGGCUUUUUUUUU
Messenger RNA from Eublepharis macularius, 1309 nucleotides. RefSeq names its product chromosome 11 C1orf35 homolog (gene C11H1orf35). The record is from RefSeq and is a predicted model, not a curated record. NCBI's taxonomy places the organism in Eukaryota, Metazoa, Chordata, Lepidosauria, Squamata, Eublepharidae. The transcript has 9 exons. The coding region runs from base 254 to 1267 and encodes 337 amino acids.